Molecule: messenger RNA, 1407 nt
Organism: Pseudocercospora fijiensis CIRAD86
Lineage: Eukaryota; Fungi; Ascomycota; Dothideomycetes; Mycosphaerellales; Mycosphaerellaceae
Exons: 2
Coding region: 1-1407 (468 amino acids)
Biological process (GO): protein histidyl modification to diphthamide
Molecular function (GO): 2-(3-amino-3-carboxypropyl)histidine synthase activity
Source: RefSeq, a predicted model, not a curated record
AUGGAGGAGGACCGCGCGAUCGCAGACCUGGGGCCCGACGUCUCUACAGUAACCGAAGACACUAUCAACGCCGACACCGAAUCUAUACCGAAAGCACCAAAGCGACGAUUCAUCGGCAGAAAGGCAGCGCAUGCAAAAGCCUCAGCUGGAGCGGAAGCCAGCAAUGGCUCCAUCGAGGAGACCGGCGCAGUGCAGGGUGCAGUCUCAACUAUGAUCUCGUUUGCGCCUAGGAGGCGGCCAGCUCGUGCCUUGAACAAUGUGCCAGACGACAUUCUCCAUGAUAAAGACAUCAAUGAUGCUAUUGCAUUGCUGCCGAAGAAUUACAACUUCGAGCUGCACAAGACCAUCCACAGGAUACGCACUUCGGGCGCGAAGAAGAUCGCUCUCCAGAUGCCCGAAGGACUUCUGCUCUUUGCCACCACCAUCUCUGACAUCCUGACACAGUUCUGUCCGGGUGCAAGCACGCUCAUUAUGGGCGACGUGACCUACGGAGCCUGCUGCAUCGAUGACUACACCGCUCGAGCAUUAGGCUGUGACAUGCUCGUUCACUACGCUCACUCGUGUCUGAUCCCCGUCAACGUGACCAAGAUCCAGACACUCUACGUGUUUGUCGAUAUUCAAAUCGAUCUCGAACACUUGCUCGCUACUAUCGAGCGUAACUUCAAGCCAGGCAGCACCAUCGCCAUGGUAGGUACCAUUCAGUUCAAUGCUACGCUACACGGUACUUCUCAGCAGCUGCGGAGUGCAGGAUACAACAUCAUUGUGCCGCAGAUUAUGCCACUUUCAAAAGGCGAAAUCUUAGGCUGUACCUCACCUCACCUGACCAAGGAGCAAGCCGUGGACCUCAUAUUGUAUCUCGGCGAUGGUCGAUUCCAUCUGGAGAGCGCUAUGAUUCACAACCCUUCAAUACCUGCAUAUCGGUAUGAUCCUUACUCACGGCGACUGACACACGAGACCUACGAUCACGACACCUUGCUCAGCGAUCGGUCAAAUGCUCUCACUCAGGCGAAGAAGGCUCGCAAAUGGGGUCUGAUCCUAGGAAGUCUGGGUAGGCAAGGCAAUCCACACACAAUGACUUUGAUCGAGAACCACCUCCGCGAGCAAGGUAUCACAUGGGUCAACUUGCUGCUCAGCGAGAUAUUCCCCGGCAAGCUUGCCAUGAUGCCGGAUGUGGAAUGCUGGGUGCAGGUGGCUUGUCCGCGAUUGAGCAUAGAUUGGGGCUACGCAUUUCCACGUCCGCUUUUGACGCCGUAUGAGGCCUUAGUUGUACUUGGAGCGCGACAAGGAUGGGAACACAGAACGUAUCCCAUGGAUUUCUACGCUAAGGAGGGGCUAGCGAGAGUGAAGCCAGAGGAUGUUGCUGUGAGGGAUGCUGCUACGACACAGACGGUGCCAAGCGCAGCAUAG